Odobenus rosmarus divergens (Pacific walrus) is the source of this 1586-nucleotide messenger RNA. RefSeq names its product chromosome unknown open reading frame, human C11orf68. Lineage: Eukaryota; Metazoa; Chordata; Mammalia; Carnivora; Odobenidae. The record is from RefSeq and is a predicted model, not a curated record. The transcript is spliced from 2 exons. The coding region runs from base 30 to 920 and encodes 296 amino acids.
AAAGUUGUUGUUGAGACGCGGGCGCUAAGAUGGCGGCGGCGGCAGCCGUGGCGGGGGCGGGGCGCGGCGGCGGCGGCGACGGCGGCGCAGGCGGCGCAGAGCCCCGGCAGGAGCGGAGCCGGGCGCGGGGCUGGGCCGGCGCCGAGCGCGGCGAAGGCCGGAGGAUGGAGCCAGGUGAAGAGAUGGAGGAGGAAGACUCUCCAGGCGGCCGUGAGGAUGGCUUCACUGCUGAGCACCUGGCCGCAGAGGCCAUGGCAGCUGACAUGGACCCCUGGCUGGUGUUUGAUGCCCGAACCACAGCUGCUGCCGAGCUGGAUGCCUGGUUGGCCAAGUACCCACCAUCCCAGGUUACUCGCUAUGGGGACCCUGGCUCGCCCAACUCUGAGCCUGUGGGCUGGAUUGCAGCAUAUGGGCAGGGCUAUGUCCCCAACUCGGGUGAUGUGCAGGGCCUACAGGCAGCCUGGGAAGCUCUGCAGACCAGCGGGCGGCCCAUUACACCGAGUACCCUGCGCCAGCUGGCCAUCACCCAUCAUGUGCUCUCUGGCAAGUGGCUGAUACACCUGGCACCUGGCUUCAAGCUGGACCAUGCCUGGGCUGGCAUUGCGCGGGCUGUGGUCGAGGGCCGGCUUCAGGUGGCCAAGGUGAGCCCACGGGCCAGGGAGGGUGGGCGCCAAGUCAUCUGUGUUUACACGGAUGACUUUACGGACCGCUUGGGUGUACUGGAGGCAGAUGCUGCCAUCCGUGCAGCAGGCAUUAAGUGCCUGCUCACCUACAAGCCUGACGUCUACACCUACCUGGGCAUCUACCGGGCCAACCGGUGGCACCUCUGCCCCACGCUCUAUGAGAGCCGCUUUCAGCUGGGGGGCAGUACCCGCGGCUCCCGUGUGCUGGACCGCGCCAACAAUGUGGAACUAACCUAGUGUGGCCACUAGGGGAGACCACCUUCUGCCCCUUCCCCCCCCCCCCACUCCCUGCUAGGGAUGGAUCCUCCCAGCUUCCUCUUCUUUGUCCCAAGGAGUUUGAGCCCUCUAGCUCUAAGGACUACGCCAAUCGGGAACUGCCUGCAUCUUCGAUCCCUUUGAACUCUUGCCCUCUGUUCAGGGCUGACUCAAGUCCCCACCAGCUGGAGGCUCUGGCUCCCUGAGGGCCGGACCCUCAGCCUCUCUUUUCACUGCUGCUCCCCUCUGUCAUCCAGGACCACAGGCUGGGUACAGAUUCCCAGGAGGAGAGCCUUCCUUGGCCACCCUCAUCCCCAGCUGUACCUCCCUCUCCUCCUGAAUCUUUUCCUUCUCCUCCCUCACAAGAGAGAAAAAUUAGUGCUUCCAGUCCUUCUUGGAGCCUUCAUAGUCCAAGGGGCAAAGGCCCUGCAGGCCUAAGCAUGCUGUUUUGUUGGGGGGGAGGGGGUGAUUGUACCCACUCAGCCCUUGGCAGAGAGAAGGGAUGCCAGGGCCAUGGACAUGGGGCCUGCCCCUCCCUGCCACCUUAUACUGCCUGCACCACCUUCCUUCCUUUUACUACUUUGACAUGUGCCUGCUCCUGGCAUUUCAAUAAAACCCUGUUUGGGUCUGUGUCUUGAGUGUUUUUUA